Aspergillus sclerotioniger CBS 115572 is the source of this 2173-nucleotide messenger RNA. Its product is annotated as Zn(II)2Cys6 transcription factor. Gene Ontology annotation, molecular function: DNA-binding transcription factor activity, RNA polymerase II-specific; zinc ion binding; RNA polymerase II cis-regulatory region sequence-specific DNA binding. Gene Ontology annotation, cellular component: nucleus. Bases 1 to 2073 code for a protein of 690 amino acids. NCBI's taxonomy places the organism in Eukaryota, Fungi, Ascomycota, Eurotiomycetes, Eurotiales, Aspergillaceae. The record is from RefSeq and is a predicted model, not a curated record. The transcript has 5 exons. Gene Ontology annotation, biological process: positive regulation of transcription from RNA polymerase II promoter by galactose; DNA-templated transcription.
AUGGCAGACGCCAUAUCUCCGGCGCAGCCCUCUGGAUGGCGAAUUCCCAAGGCGUGCCAAGAAUGCAGGAAGAGGAAGAUCAAGUGCAAUGGUGUCAAUCCCUGCAAAACCUGCCAGCUGCGUCAUACGCCGUGCAUCUAUCGCGAAGUCAUCCGGCAGCGUAAAAGGAAAAGUCAAUAUCCAGACACCGCAGUCAGUGAGGAGUUCCCCUCGAAUGGGGCCCCGCGGGACGACCCCGGCAUCCGGCAGCAGUCUCCGAGUUUGAUGCCGCCAGCCCGGCGGAGAAACCCGUCCGUCAGUCUCACUUUCAACAAUAGCGUCUCAGCUACCCAUAUGGCAUCGCCAUCUUGCAAGGUACAGCUGUACUAUGGCUCAACAUCUCACUUUGCGCUUAUGCACGAGAUAUAUAGGGGCCUGGUCUCUAAUCAAUCCGCGGAGGCGCAGGAGCCCCAGGGAGAGGUUGAAGAAGCCGGCGCGGGCUUGGAUAUGUUUAGCUUCCGUCGGAUCUUUUUCGGCACCCAGGCCGAGUCGCAUGAUACUAACAAGCUUGUCAACGGGCCUGAUGCACCGGUGCUGUUCCUGCCCUAUGAGUUGGCCAAUGACUUCCUCCGGCGCUUCUUGGCAACGCUGUACAACCUGGUGCCUUUUUGGCCCAAGGAUGCCUUCCAUCAACAGCUCGAUCACUUGUAUCGCCCCACUCCAGACUCUCGCUCAGACAAGUGGGUUCAAUCACUGUUACUGCUGGGGCUAGCGAUCGGUGCUCUAGGAACAGAACACCAUAGUUGGGGGGAUAUCUUAUACGAACGCGUGAAGGCUUCUACCUCAUCACUCGACGACGUGGUCAAUCUGCAGACACAAGGCAGGCCCAACUCGGCUUUUCUUCUUUUGGGCACAGCUGCUCGCAAGGCCAUCUCCGCUGGCCUGCAUAAAGAGGCCCCCGCUGAGGGUGAAGACGCCUCUGAUAGCGUUGAGGAACAGCGGAGCACGUUCUGGGCACUCUAUUUCUAUGAAGUCUGGACUUGUUUUCAUUUAGGACGACCGAGAUCGCUAUCAGCAAAAGACAUUGGAAUUGCAUUGCCAAAAGACCCCUUCUUGCAAGUCCUGGUUCAUUUAUCAAAGGUUUUCUCCCGCUCAGCCGAUGAGAUGUAUGGCCGGCGCCAUGAAUCGCUGCUGCAAAUGUGGAAGAUCGCUAGAUCAAUAGCUGAUGACAUUCGCUGUUAUGACUCGAUGAUGCAACAUGCAGUAGGGUUUGGACUUGAUAAACAGACCCAACCGGGGAGUCUGGGAGUACGGCAGAUCAUUCUAACCACUCUGUAUUAUCAUACGAUCCUCCUGACGUUUCGACCGUUUCUAAUAUUCCGGGCUCGGUGGCGGCACGAUAUGAAGAUGUCAUCACAACGUCCAGGAAGUAGCACAGCCAAACGGCCGACAGAAAUGCCCACCUGGUUGAACGAAGCCUGCAACCAGGCCCUUAGUGCGGCUUGCAGAACUAUCCAUCAUCUAUAUGAAGCCUCCAUAUAUAAUGAACUUGUUCGGGAACUCCGCUAUCAUGGAUACUUCCUCGGCAGUUCCUCUUUCGCCCUCAUAUACGAUUUAAUGCAUGGCGACAAUCUGGCCUCUACCCAUCUUCCUUGGAUACAUGCUGCUGUACAAGGCCUCUCCGCCAUGCGACACGGUGAACCUAUCUCCAGCUCCAUGGCAGCUAUUCAAACAGUGUUACGAAAGCUGGACCCAUCAUAUGAAUGGUCACCAAAUACGAUUCAAUCCUACAGCCUUGACCAACCCACUAGCGUCACGCGACAGUACCCCAGAAACGUCUCUCAUCCUCCACCGGGCCCCAUCGCUGACCCCGUUCACGGCGGUUUAGUGGGGGGAGGAGGUUUGUCGAUGCUGUCUGAUUUUCAAGGGAAUUCCCUGCAGGACGGUAUACGCAUGCCAAGUGGCAGCGUUGGUAGUGGUGAAGACCUCCUUGACUUCACCCAGUCAGACAUGGGCUGGGACUUUGACUUCUCCACCAUGGACCUCGAGGCUUUCUUUUCCAUCAACCCAACUCUAGACCCGCCGAUGUUUUAGUGUUUUAGUAAUACCUCGAACACCGGCUUACCUAAUAACCCCACCGAUCUGGGAGGGAUCGAGGGAUCACGCGGGAGUCAAAACAUUGAUACGGUUGGAC